GAUACUCCGUCAAGGAAAACGCCAGCAGCGAGGACCAGCAAGCGACCUCCGAAAUUGGCAAAGAUUGCGAAGGACUUUGUCGAAAGAAGCUCGGCGAGAUUUAUAGAUGCACAUGGAUUCAGAUUCUCCCGUAGCGAUCAUAUUAAACUAAUUAAGCUGAUGUAUCUAGUGAUGGUUAAAAAAGAUCAGUGGCACGACGUUACACAUAAAGAUCUCGUGCUGGAAUGGGAACCUGUAUAUGACUUAUAUUAUGGAGCUGCAUAUGGAAAACUGGAGGACGUAGACGGCGGGAAGAAUCCGAAAGCCAACUUUCAGACUGAAGCGAUUCUACACAGGCCAUCUGAGUCUCCAAAGAUUUGGGAAAAGAUCCAAGUCCUACUAGCUCCUCGAUACUCGGCAAAGGAAUUCUGCGAAAUGGCGCUUUUGUUUCUCAAUAUUAGGAUGUCCACAGAGGCACGCAGCAAGAUGUUCUUGAGAGCUAAGAGCCAGAUCACAGGAAGUAUGGCGCAGCCCUGUGGUUCCAGACAAUGUGGAAGAUGUAUGAAGUUGUAG
Messenger RNA from Ostertagia ostertagi, 552 nucleotides. Lineage: Eukaryota; Metazoa; Nematoda; Chromadorea; Rhabditida; Trichostrongylidae. The record is from the annotation of a GenBank genome assembly.